CUGUUUCUAUCGGCAGCUUGAGUAAAAAAAGCGAAAAAAAGUCAGUUCAAAUCAACUUCGCUCCACUUUUGUACUAUAAAAGUCAGCAGUGUCACUUAAUUUUGUACAAUUGAUGCGAUUUUAAAACAUUUAGUUCGUUUAUUUGCGCUUAACUUGAUACCUUCAGUUCUUUUAUUUGACGUAAUUAGUGAUAGAGGGGUGUAGUUUAAACGCAACAUUCAACUGCAGGAAUCAAAUCACAAACUAACCGGUCAGUCUCCGUGGGGCUUAUUUAAUAGUAGUUUAUCCACACUUUGAGUUUGGAAGUGAAAGUAAGCAGCCGAAAUGACUUUUGUAGACAUGGACGUGGGGAAAUAUUUGUCUCGGAUCGGGUUAACGGCCCCCGGAAAGCCCGACCUGGAGCUGCUGCGGUCUGUUCACACCCGUCACCUGCUGUCGGUGCCGUUUGAGAACCUCACGGUUCACAGCGGCGGAAGAGUCCAGCUCGAUCCCCCACUUCUCUACGACAAGAUCGUGAACCAGCGACAAGGUGGUUUCUGCUAUGAGAGUAACUACAUGUUCUCCUGGCUGCUUACUAAACUCGGCUUCGACAUGCGUCUGCUCUCCGGACAGGUGAAGAACUCGAUCACGGGUGGCUAUGGGGCACCGUUCGACCACCUGAUCAUCAUGGUGACUCUGGAGGGCCGCCGGUGGUUGUGCGACGUGUCGUUCGGGAACGCGGGGUUCACUGUCCCGCUUUCAUUGGACACCGAAGACCCUCAGGAGGAGGGCCACCGGGUGUACCGCAUCAGAGAAGCCGCGGGGAUGCGCUUUCUGGAGUGGCAAAAGGAGGAAAAUAAUGGCGCAGAUAGAGACUGGACACAGAUCUACAAGUUCACUCUUGAACCUCGGCGUCUGGAGAACUUCACCGAGAUGUGUAAUUACCACCAGACGUCUCCUUCUUCUAUCAUCUUCUGCAAGUCCCUCUGCACCGUUUUAAAACCAGGUGGAAGGCUCACUUACGUUGGCCACAAGCUUAAUACCAUCACAUUCCCAACUGAAGCAACUGGAGGCGUGGUAGAAACCACAACCAGGGAGCUCAAAGAUGAGGAGAUCCCUGGUAUUCUAGCAGAGAAAUUUGGAAUUGUACUUAAAUCUCCUCUAAUACCAAAGGAUGAGGCAAUCACUCCACCCCCCGUUACGUAUUGAUCAUGCUUUCUUGUGGGGUAUCUUUCUAACUUGUAUUUCUCUACAGCCCAAUAUCUAAACAGCUGUUGAUUUAUACUUGUAAUACAAAGGGAUUUUAAAUGAAUUCUCAUUGCUCAGGAACAUUAUUCUGUACACAGUUGAGGGUAAUCUAACCUUGAUCUUUGUCCUAAUGGUUGAGCAAUAAUCAAACACUGAUUGUCUUAAGAACACAAGCAACAAUAAAGAUAAACUGUCAUUUUGAUUUAAUAAAUUAUACAUACACUUUAAAGAUGUACAAUGGUCAUUUCAUUAAUCCACAUCUGUUUUUUUUUUUUAAA
This is a messenger RNA of Acanthochromis polyacanthus (spiny chromis), 1505 nucleotides long. Its product is annotated as arylamine N-acetyltransferase 2-like. Gene Ontology annotation, molecular function: acetyltransferase activity. The record is from RefSeq and is a predicted model, not a curated record. The transcript has a single exon. Bases 325 to 1188 code for a protein of 287 amino acids. Lineage: Eukaryota; Metazoa; Chordata; Actinopteri; Pomacentridae.